Patiria miniata (bat star) is the source of this 3058-nucleotide messenger RNA. RefSeq lists its product as uncharacterized. The transcript has 2 exons. Lineage: Eukaryota; Metazoa; Echinodermata; Asteroidea; Valvatida; Asterinidae. The record is from RefSeq and is a predicted model, not a curated record. The coding region runs from base 189 to 1238 and encodes 349 amino acids.
CCAGUGCUGUCACGAAGGUUGAGUUGGUUAUCGUGAAUUACGAAACACAAAGUGACCAUCAGGUCUUUUGUUUUAUGCGGCUUCCAUUUAAGGACGUAGCUUACAAACACUGUUUUUGUGUAUAGAGAAAACAAAUAUUGCACCAGAUUCGAUCUUGGGAAAAGUGCGCAAUCACUCAGUCUGUUGUGAUGAAACUCACGGAUGCGGUAACCCUUCUCACUGUACUCUUAACAUCCGUGGCAAUCUCCAAAGCCGGCGGUCCUGACUCUGGUAACGAUCCCGGUACUGGCUCUGGUUUUGACCCAGGUACUGACCCCAGUCCUGACCCCGAUCCUGACAUCAAUCCUGACCCCGGUCCUGACCUCAAUCCAGACCCCGGUCCUGACCUCAAUCCUGACCCUGGUCCUGACCUCAAUGGUCCUGACUCCGAUCUUGACUUCAGUCCUGACCUCAAUCCUGACCUUGAUCCUGGCUCCGGUCCUGACCCCAGUCCUGACGCCGGUCCUGAACCGAGUCUAAGCACAGGGUCUGGUCCGAUACCAACGGCACCUCAACAGAUCGACAUCUUGGCUGUUGUUGCCCCAGUCGUAGCGGGCUGUCUACUUGCAACUACCAUCGUCAUUCUUUUGAGCUUUCUCCUCUACCGGCGCUGUAGACGGAGCCGAAAAUUCGAGCCAGGCGUGAGUUUCCAGGCGACGGGAACAGACAGAUCAUCAUCUCGCGUCAAUAUAACAGGUUCUCACUUCACUAAUACGGGUAAGGUCAUCCAUCAACCAGCAGAUGAGGAUUCACUGACGAACAGACAGCAAUCCCUCUACCAAGAUCUGCUGAAAAACCAAGGUGAUGGGCGGGGAAAGUCCAAGCAAACACGUGAACAGACUGCAGACGAUGGGACCAAGCUAAAUCAAGAGGACAAUCAGAAAUAUGAAAUUCCCAUCAAAAAGACCAAUCCGAAUGUAAGAGUCAGUGAACCAUCAGUCCAACCCGACUACCUUCAACCCAUCAUGAAACCCCGCCCCUCGCAGCUUAAGAGUCAACCUAAGAGUCUGAAAGCUUCUUCUGGUGUCGAUUAUUUCUACGAAGACGCGAGCUCCACCGAACUUCCUAACACAGGACCCAAAGAUGUUUCCGCUCCGGAAAAGGUCUUAGAGAGUCAGGCUCAGUCGGGGACUGGUGAUUAUGCCUAUGUUGAAACUGGAAGGGACAUAAUUGAAUAUGCGUAUGCUGAUCAGUACUAGUGGUGUUAAUAAUUAGACCAGUAGGAUCACUCCUAGAAAAAAAACCACUGCACGCUUAAAAUACGUGGACCACACUUUUACAGGAAUGAAGAUAGUUUUACAGAUUUCGUAGCGUUUGUUUCUCAUACCGAGUAAAUUGAAUAUAAUUAUGUUAUUCUGUUUAGUUUAAUGUUUUUAGAAAUUAGUCAGAAAUAAAUUUUAAAAAUUUGAAACUAUUUUGAAACACUGCAGCGUUGCUGCCAGAAAAAAUAGCUUUGUUUUGGAGCCCAGUGCAUAUAUUAGGCAAAGCUAGCAUCGAGAAUAGUUCAUUAUCAAUUUUAAAAACCUUAGAUUUAUGCGUAAUAAUCAGUUUUGAAAAAUUUCAACUCCCAAUAAAUGGUCAAAAAUAACAAAAUACAUAGGCCUUACCAUUUUAUGAACGAAUUUUCGCAGAAUUUACUACGUUAAACAGUAAUAACUCUACCACCUUCCCCCCAAAAGGGCUGACUUGUGUAUGCGAUUCUAAAUAUAAUCGUUUUUUGUUUUUUUUGUUGAGAGAUUCGCAAAUUAGUUUGCAGUUUAGCGAAGUUUUCUCAAGGUUCCCCAAAUCGAACAAUGUACAUGUACAUUUAUACGACAUUAUUAAAUGACAUUACCAUUGCAAUGAAUCAUAGGCAGAUUCUUGAUUCAUGGCUGUGGCUUGCAAUGACAAAAUGAGUCCACGUGACGGCCAUCAAUCUUAAGUAAUUCAGAUGCAGCCUGAAAUACCGAACAACACAUAAUGUCUCAGCUUUUGCUUGAAAAUUGUGGAAGAAUCUUGUUUAAGCAUGCCACGGUGUUUUGGCAAAGUUAGUGUCCCAUAAAAAGAACAACACUCACAUUUUGAGAUAUUUUGUGAAGCAGUGAUGUAGGGUUUUCUGUUGUGGAGUGAUUUUGUUUUUAUGUGCUUUUUCUUUAGAUUUUAGGGCUUAAAUGUUUUUGUUUUCUGAGAAAGUGUGAUUUGAACAUGAAUAGUUGAGACGUUUGGGUAGAAGCACUUGGAAUUUUUGUGAUAAAAAAAAACUACAGAGACAUACUUGAUUUGGUAGAUCUACAGAUCUAAAACUGAUUGUGUACUUUUGGGGUGUGUUAUUUUCUCAGUAGUGAAAUCCGAAUUUUCAAGCUUGGUUAAUAUGAUUCAGAUAUAAUUCUUAUCUACUGCCGAGUAUCUUUGUUUUUAAAAUCACACAAUUGAAAAGACUCCUGGGUGAGUGCACAAAUAAAAUUAAUGUUUCCGACUUUUAAUUAAUUUCUGAUUCAAUCAGGGUUUGAGGAAAAAUUGAGACUAUUAUUUUAUAAUUGACUUUUUCAAGCAUAUGUGAUCAUGGCUGUUUGCCCCUAUCCACCCUUAAUGGGGGUGGGGUCGUAUUGCAGAAGGAGGGGGGUAUAAACCCAGUGAAAGACGUAUUUUUUUCUUCCCUCAAAUUAAGGAUUACAUUUUGGUAUAUUGUAUUAUAUGUGAUUGUAAUGUACAUUCUGUGUAUUAUUGACAAAUUAAAUCUCAGAAUAUAUGAUAUAAAUCUUGUGAUAAUUAUACAGAGAGAUGUGCAAUAGACCUAAGACCUAAUGACGUCACGCUUUGUUUAUGCGCGCAUGACGUCAUUAGAUCUCAUGACUAUUGUGCAUUGUUUUUGGGACUUUACUCAAAUACUUGACUAGUUUGAAAUACACGAGUGGGGUUUUGACUAAAAAUAUAUAUUGUUCCUCAAGUGGUAGGGAUGUUGUAUGUGUUAGUUAUUUUUGACCUGGUUUAAAGGUAUGGGGUCAUUUGCUUUUCGUGUGUUUUGUUUGCAGUUUCCAAU